Molecule: messenger RNA, 3748 nt
Organism: Spea bombifrons (plains spadefoot toad)
Lineage: Eukaryota; Metazoa; Chordata; Amphibia; Anura; Pelobatidae
Gene: CFAP92
Product: cilia and flagella associated protein 92 (putative)
Exons: 16
Coding region: 158-3559 (1133 amino acids)
Source: RefSeq, a predicted model, not a curated record
CGAUGGUGAGGGCCCGAGGGCCACACGUGGACUUCUGCUGCUGGUCUUAGGCCUCUUAUAACCGGGUAUAAGGUGUAUUAACCCUUUCACGUUCUCAGUCACAUCGUGUGUAUAUAUAGGUGAUGACGCCGCUUCCCAGAACAGCCCCAGGCAGAAGAUGCUGAUAGACUCACCGCGGCCCCAGGGGUAUUACCACUUCGAAUAUCAUCUGCUCCCUGAACACACCGAGCCGACAAAGGUGGACGUGGUGCUGUUCGGUGCCGUGGCCAAAAUCUAUAUGGACCACGAGUCUCGGAUACUGAGGCCGUGGCGGGAGGCCGGCAGGCUCUGGUUACUGUGGAGUCACAGCGUGGAGCUCCGCGUUACCAAUUCCGCCAUCAUGAAAACCUUAAAUCACCAAAUGAAAGUGAAAAUCUGGGACUCCAAGGACAAAGUGUCCCCCCGAGCUCGCUUCGAUAAACCCAAGGCUUUCCGGGUAACGGCGGACAGACACGGAGACACCCCGGACGAAAAACGAAUAAUCCUAAACCAGAGGAAAAUGUUUGAAGACGGGCGGCCCGGGGCGAGUUUUAUGAGACGUCCAGCCGGGAACGUGAGGUCUGCAGGGGGUGACCCCAAACCUCAGGAAUUACCAUCUGUGGCAGAUCCUACAACGAUCCCCCCCAACCAGAGAUCGUUUGCUUUGAAUGAUGAUUUUGCUCACAAGCCGGAGGAAGUAAACGGGAGUCCGGCGGGAACGCAGAGUUUAGAAACGGCUCCCCGGACGUACAGAUUCCAGGCAGCGACUUCGGAGGAGCUCAGAGCGGCCGCUGCGAUAUCAGACGGUACUCGCGGUCGGAGGAAAUCUCUGGAUGCCGUUACACGCGAGGAUCCGGAACGCGAAUGUCUGACGGUGGGCUUCACCUUCAUGCCUUUCCUGGCAGGAGACGUGUCGGUCACGGAACGUUUACGAGAGACGUCACAUAAAGUGCUGGACGGAUACGUGACUUUGGCGAUAAACCCCCCCCUGCUGUCAGAAGAGCAGAGGAUGGAACUCAACCCCCUGGUGAUUCGGAUCAUUUCCGCCACAUCCCUCCCCACGACUCCCACGGCCAUCCGCGUCUUGCAGGAGACGUGCCGUCCCGUUUACUGCCGGUACCGCUUCCACCGUCAGCCCGUUCACCAGACCCACGGCCAAAAGCACGGCACCCACGUUUAUUUCAAAGACGUUAACGUGAUUCUGGCUGGAACCUUUAAUCCGGGCGAGCUGCGGGAAUACCUUUCCGGCCCUCCUGUAGAAAUUGAGGUGCACGAUCGGGACAGAAGGAGCGGGGAACCCCGGAACGAGCCUUCGCUUUACGGAACCGACCCAGAAGACGAAAAACUGAGCAACGUCGGCCUUGUUGAGUCCAGAAGAACCGUUCAUAAUCCCUUCGCCCGGGAGAAACGAGGAUGGGACCCUUACGGUGUCGCCAAGAUUGGACUGUCUGAACUGGUCCACGGGGCCAAAUGCCUAAAUCUAAGGGUACCGAUUCAUAACUGUGCAGCCCCGGACCCCACGGGGUACGUUCCAGACAGCAGGAAUGGCAGGAUAAUUGGCGUUAUGAGGGCAGUGGAUGGUCCCCGUGACGUGCCCCUCCCCCCGGGGCAUUAUGUGGAUGCCCAGUCCCAUCUGAAGGUCCGAGUAGACGUGGCAGCGCCGCUCUCUGUAGAAGGCGAAGCGUCGGAUUGUCCGUACGGCCGCAUCAUCUUCAUGUUUCACUACGAGAACAAAAAGCUUCUUCGCAGCAUUAUCGGAAAAAUCAUGGAAACGAACGUCCGAGGCCUGAAUCCCAGGGAAUCUCCGUGCCGUGACCUUCCCGGGGUCCUGGCCAAAGUGGGCUUAACCGACCAGCAGAAAGAAGACCCCUCGCUGGACGUGAUCACCGGAAUUCAUGUCAUGGACGGAACGUUUCACCUCUUUGUUCUGGAAGGAUUGAAAGCCGGUGGGAUCAGGAAGCUCUGGGAGUCGCUGUCUUCCGGAUUGGGUUGGCUGAUACCUCAUUGGCUCUGCCCUGUGCUCUGGCGAUCGGCCAUUUAUCUGCCCCGCGCAUGUUUACGUUUCAUUCAGAUUGGCAGCGUGGCCGCUGCAGGGUCGGCAGAGGCCACGGCUGUCGUAUUAAAGCUCUGCUGGUCUUCCAGGCGAGUGCCGUGUGAAGAUGGGAAGCUGGCGACGCUCUUUAACUCCCGGCUGACGUUCCGCAAGCGGAUUUACAAAGACCUCGAUGUCCUGCUGACCCACGUCCACCUCCGAGACCACCUGUCCUCCAUUGUGAAGCAGCCUUUGAUCUACGUAAGGGAUAGGGUGCCGAGUUCGGCCCUCAAGGCCCUGUCCAGGCUGGAUUUCAUCUGUGGUGCCAGGAAUCUCACGGAUGUUUUCCAAAGCGACCUGCUGCCCUCGGCGGACAUGGUGCGGGCUCUGAGCUGUGAGUUCGGGCUUCCCGUGUCCCUGACAGAUGUGUUUUCCGUGGCUGAAGAUCUGUUCCCUGAGAACAAGGAAAUUUCACAAGACGGAGGCAAGCGGCCGGACAUUAAAACACGGACCCCGUGCCGCUCCCUGGAUAACUACAACGCGGAAUACAUCAAGUGGAAGCGGAACCAAGUCAGCCACAGAGACCACAUACAGAGUAAUGUGGAAAAUCUCCUCGAACUGAGCCAAAAAAUCCCAAAAAUAAAAGCCGAGUACGUGGUACCAGUGCCCGGAGACGUGGCGACAGCUCACAAUUACAGCUCUCAGACCUUCAACUCCACCGAAAUCGCCCACCGAGUUCUACGCCAAGCGAUGGCCGCGGAGCCAAAGCAGCGGUUUACAUACUCGCCGGGCCGUCAGUCGGCUGCCGUCAGCCCCGUGGACAUCAAAGAGCAAAGGAAGCUCCUGGCAGCCAAAUCCAAGGAGACGUGGCUGACGGCCGCGGGGUUCGAAUAUCCUGGAUUCCGAAGCAGCACAGAAAGCAACGAACACCCGAAAAAACCCCACGCCGCUCGCAUUGCGGAAUUAGGCAAGGUCUGGAAGGAAAAUAUUCUGCACGCCAAUACGCUACAGCCCACACUCACUCGGGACAGAUGGAGUUGGGGACGGCGGCGCGGAGACUUUGACCUCUACGGGAAAUACCAGGACGCGUUUUCUUUCUUAGCUUCAGGGGCCGUUCACCUGGCAGGUGAGACGCCGGAGGGAGAGAGGUUGGCAUCCGAAGACGAGCAUCCGAAGAUGAAGUUUUACCGCCGUCUGCCCCAAACUGAGUUGGUAUCGCGGGGGCCGAAGGCCGGUGAUCAGCAAAGCAAACUGUGCGGGCUCCUUAAAGACGCCGCGGACAAGCUGUCUCUGUGCCGGCCAGGACUGGCCCUCGAGCCGAUCCCCGCUUUGGCGGUCCUGCGUGGCACCGGCGACAGCGGAAUCUGCAGCGGAUUUGCCCCGGGCGAGGAAACUAAAGGCAGCCUGAAGAUGGACAGGAAUACGAUCCCCCGGCGCAGCGCACGACCGUUUCAGCGAACGAGCGUCAGCGAUUUCAGCUUGCACGCGAACGGCCGCUCCACGAUGUAAAGGAAGAAACACGUCGCUGCUGAAGCUUAACACGGCGCAUGCGCAGCCUGGGAAACCCGCACCAGAAGCUUCGCGUUUGUUCUCCAUCACCCGCGUCCGAAAUAGAAUCUGCGCGCCAGGAUCGUUUGUUGUCAUUUAUCGAUUAAAGUGAAAAUUAAACUGAAUCAAUGAACAAAAACUAAGCAGAAA